Messenger RNA from Cinara cedri, 312 nucleotides. The record is from the annotation of a GenBank genome assembly. Lineage: Eukaryota; Metazoa; Arthropoda; Insecta; Hemiptera; Aphididae.
AUGAAAAAAAUUAUUUCUGCACUUAGUAAAAAAAUAGCUGUAACAAUUCAACUCGCCAACAAUCAAAUUGGAACAGAAAAACAAAAAUUUAACUUAACCGAAACACAAAUAAAUAAAUUAAACAAAUCUAAGAAAGAAAAUAGAGGAUCGAAGUUAGAAUUAAAAUUUGAACAAAUCAAACAAGGAGGAUUUCUUCUACUUCUUUAUGCUGGAAUAGGAGCAGCAAGUGCAUUAGCUGGCGGAGUUAGUUCGAUUGCAAAUACUAUUAUAGAAGGAAAACAUAAGAGACCGACAGAAAAAGAACAAGAAUGA